AAAUGGGGGGAGGUUAGAAAAUGAGGUGGGUUUAGCAGGGAAAAUGGUGAGUUGUAUUUUGAACAACUUAUGGGGAGUGAUGACGGCGGCGGCGAAGGCGGCGGGUCUAGGGUCCGAAGUCGGCGUGAGGAUCGCCCUCUUCGCCGCUUUUGUAGUGACAGAGCUUCUCCCGCCCUUCCAGAGGCUUAUUCAACCCGAGGAGAUGUGGCUCUACCGCAACCCCUACGUGGAGAACGAUCACUUCCCCACCAAGCCAAUGUUUUUGAUCGUGUCGCUGUGCCCCCUCUCCCUGAUCCUUCUGGCCAAAUGUCUGAAGAAGGCCGACGCGGCGGACACGAAGCAGGCGUGCCUGGCCGCCAGCCUGGCCCUCGCCUUGAAUGGAGUCUUCACCAACACCGUAAAGCUGAUCGUGGGAAGGCCGCGCCCUGAUUUCUUCUAUCGUUGCUUCCCAGACGGGCAAGCCAAUUCUGAACUGGUCUGCACAGGGGAUGAGGAGGUGGUAACUGAGGGCCGGAAGAGCUUCCCCAGUGGGCAUUCCUCUUUUGCAUUUGCUGGGCUGGCCUUCACCUCCUUCUACUUAGCAGGGAAGUUACACUGCUUCACUCCACAAGGCCGUGGAAAAGCCUGGCGGCUCUGUGCCUUCCUGUCACCCCUCCUCUUUGCAGCUGUCAUUGCUCUUUCCCGAACCUGUGAUUACAAACACCAUUGGCAAGAUGUGCUGGUUGGAUCCAUGAUUGGUCUGAGUUUUGCGUACCUCUGCUACAGGCAGUAUUAUCCUUCCCUGACAGAUGCUGAAUGCCAUAAGCCAUUCCACUGCAAACGUAAACUUCCUGCUGCACAGGAGAAACUUAUUGUUCCCCAUUAUAGGCUUGAUGUUUAGAAACAACCUACCUCACAAAAGAGAACAAUAAGAGCAUCCCCUCCUGUCCUUGACUUAUUCUACUCAGAAGACAUGGAACAGUCCUUCUUUUUAUCUCUGAAAUGCUACAAGGGAAGACAUGGGUAAAAUUGAAUCCUUUUAUCUUCCUGCCUGGAUAUAUCUGUAACAGUUCCUUUCUAUUAAUAAAAUCUAUUGUUGGAGAAGACCUUUUGAAACACAGAAGAA
Molecule: messenger RNA, 1105 nt
Organism: Antechinus flavipes (yellow-footed antechinus)
Lineage: Eukaryota; Metazoa; Chordata; Mammalia; Dasyuromorphia; Dasyuridae
Product: phospholipid phosphatase 5-like
Exons: 1
Coding region: 44-880 (278 amino acids)
Biological process (GO): phospholipid metabolic process
Molecular function (GO): phosphatidate phosphatase activity
Source: RefSeq, a predicted model, not a curated record